Molecule: messenger RNA, 1807 nt
Organism: Lutra lutra (Eurasian river otter)
Lineage: Eukaryota; Metazoa; Chordata; Mammalia; Carnivora; Mustelidae
Gene: SH3GLB1
Product: SH3 domain containing GRB2 like, endophilin B1
Exons: 10
Coding region: 326-1444 (372 amino acids)
Biological process (GO): membrane organization
Cellular component (GO): membrane; cytoplasm
Molecular function (GO): protein binding
Source: RefSeq, a predicted model, not a curated record
AUACGGCGGAUUACCAGUUCGUCAGUGUCCUGCACGCCCAUCGUCGCUAGUGCCGACGCUAACUCCCCACUGCCGGCGGAGCAGGCCCUGCGUCUCGGCCGCCGCCGCCGCCGCCCGGGCGCGCGGCCCGCCCCGAGGCGCUCGUUCUCUCUCUCGCCCCACCCUCUCGCUUCCCCUUCACGGAAACGACAGCUGCGGCGGCGGAGCUGGCGCCGCCUCUCUCCACCUACCACGUCUGCCCCCGCCACUCUCGCCCGGCGCCCCAGCCCGGCCGCGGCGCCUCCCCGCUAGGUCAGCCGGCAGCUCCGCCCGGCUGCCGCCCAGGAUGAACAUCAUGGACUUCAACGUGAAGAAGCUGGCGGCCGACGCGGGCACCUUCCUCAGUCGUGCAGUGCAGUUCACAGAAGAAAAGCUUGGCCAGGCAGAGAAGACAGAAUUGGAUGCUCACUUAGAGAACCUUCUUAGCAAAGCUGAAUGUACCAAAAUAUGGACAGAAAAAAUAAUGAAACAAACUGAAGUGUUAUUGCAGCCAAAUCCAAAUGCCAGGAUAGAAGAAUUUGUUUAUGAGAAACUGGAUAGAAAAGCUCCAAGUCGUAUAAACAACCCAGAACUUUUGGGACAAUAUAUGAUUGAUGCAGGGACUGAGUUUGGCCCAGGAACAGCAUAUGGUAAUGCCCUUAUUAAAUGUGGAGAAACACAAAAACGAAUUGGAACAGCAGACAGAGAGCUGAUUCAAACAUCAGCUUUAAAUUUUCUCACUCCUUUAAGAAACUUUAUAGAAGGAGAUUACAAAACAAUUGCUAAAGAGAGGAAACUAUUACAAAAUAAGAGACUGGAUUUGGAUGCUGCAAAAACCAGACUAAAAAAGGCAAAAGCUGCAGAAACUAGAGCUUCAAUUUGGGCAGAGGAAGUGACAAAAUCUGAACAGGAAUUGAGAAUAACUCAAAGUGAAUUUGAUCGUCAAGCAGAGAUUACAAGACUUCUGCUAGAGGGAAUCAGCAGUACGCAUGCCCAUCAUCUCCGCUGUCUGAAUGACUUUGUGGAAGCCCAGAUGACUUACUAUGCACAGUGUUACCAGUACAUGUUAGACCUCCAGAAACAACUGGGAAGUUUUCCAUCCAGUUACUGUAACAACAAUCAAACUUCUGUGGCACCCUUGCCAUCUGCUUCAUCAAAUGUGAUUGGUUCUUCUGCCUUGUCUUCAACAAGUGGCCUAGUAAUUGCCUCUCCUACCAACCUCAUUGACCUUAAGGAGUGCAGUGGCAGCAGGAAGGCCAGGGUUCUGUAUGAUUAUGAUGCUGCAAACAGUAGUGAAUUAUCACUUCUGGCAGAUGAGGUGAUCACUGUGUUCAGUGUCGUUGGAAUGGAUUCAGACUGGCUAAUGGGGGAAAGGGGAAAUCAGAAGGGCAGGGUGCCAAUUACCUACUUAGAACUGCUCAAUUAAAUAGGUGGACUAUGGAAAGAUUACCCAUCAUGACACCAGUAUUUAUAUACAAUUAACUCUAAAUAAAGCAGGUUUAAGUAUCUUCCAUGUUAAUGUUCUUAGGAGACUGAAAAGAAAAUACCAGCCACCAGAAGCCAGCCUUUCUGCCAAUAAAAUUGCAUGGUACAUAUUUCAUUACAGAAUUUAUGUUAGUGCUUUCAUGCCAAGAAUGUUUUCUUACAAAAUUCUCUUUCUACUGAGGUUUCACUAAUAAGCAGCUUCUACUUUUGAGCUCCAACUUAAAGCAGAAGAACUGUUUUCUACUGAAUUUUUCAUUAAUGGCAAGCUUUUUCUUUUAUGUAAAAUAAAUUUAUUGUGAAUUGA